UCGAGUGUCGGCUUCAUUACCUCGAGCAGCCGACUGCCUGGAGCAGCGUCUCGCACCACCACGGUUUCCGGUCUGUCCCGGGCUCGUGGUGGCGUCGCGGCAAGGUGCGCCCCCAGCGACUCCGAGUUCGAACCCCUGAUGCUCGGGGAGGGUGGGGAUGAGAUCGACACCUCGCCACCCCAGCGUUCCCACCGCUCCGACCGACUGAUGCCCGACACGCCCUGGGACGAUGAGGGCGCAAGUGACGACGGCAACUACGUCUUCGUGCGUCCGGACUUCAUCAGCGUGCCUCAGGACUCGCCAAAACUCUAG
Mesocestoides corti is the source of this 312-nucleotide messenger RNA. The record is from the annotation of a GenBank genome assembly. Lineage: Eukaryota; Metazoa; Platyhelminthes; Cestoda; Cyclophyllidea; Mesocestoididae.